Messenger RNA from Haemorhous mexicanus (house finch), 4230 nucleotides. It is a transcript of the gene COXFA4L3, whose product is annotated as chromosome 13 C15orf48 homolog. Lineage: Eukaryota; Metazoa; Chordata; Aves; Passeriformes; Fringillidae. The transcript is spliced from 5 exons. The coding region runs from base 95 to 355 and encodes 86 amino acids. The record is from RefSeq and is a predicted model, not a curated record.
CUCAAAAAGCGCGGGGCGGGUCCGGCCGGCGUCUCCUGCCGCAGCCGGGGAGCGCUGAGAGCCGCCGCCGGUGCCCUCCGCAGCCGCUGCCAGCAUGAACAAGGGCAUCUUGCACACACUUAGAACGAAGAGAGAACUCAUUCCCCUGGCCGGAAUAUUGACCUUUGCAGCAGCUGGGGCGUUCUCUUUUUGUGUCUAUUCCCUAUUCCACAAAUCUGAUGUGAUCAUUCACAAGAUUGGCAGUUCAGAACCAUGGGAAACUAUUGAUCCUGCCAAGCCUCAGAAGCUGGUAACAAUCAAUCAGCAGUGGCAACCUAUAAAAGAGCUGGAAGAGGUCAAAAAGCUGACGAAGUGAGAAGUUUCUGUUGCCUCAAAAAGAUGUUUGUAACUGGAGGAAAGUACUGGAGCUUGCAUUCCAUGGUAUUUACCUAUAUAUCCCUGCAAGAAGUGUCUAAACUCCUUCCCAGUAAUUGAUUAGGCAGUCUGCCCUAUGUUUCUGCUUUUCCUUAUUGCAUCCAUUAAAAAGUUUAAUCCCCUGUGGUUUUUAGGAAAAAAUGAGAGUUUGGUGGGGUUUAUUUUAGGGGGAGCGGGAGUGUUUUGGAGUUGUGUUGCUAUUUCUUUACUAAUAUGACGUUUCUAGGACGUGUAAUAGUAUCUGUUCCCUUGGCAGCGGGAAGUGUCCGUGGCUCUCCGCAGCACGCAGCGCUUGGUGAGCGCUGGGAGCGCUGCGCCAUCGUCUGGAAAAGCCGGGAGCGGCCUGCAAGGCUCCCGGUGAGGAGAACCUUGGUCCAUACAAUACAGGUGUGUCAGACUUGUUCUCACAGGGGAAACAGGAGCACGAGAAGUCUCUAAAAAAAUUCAGAAUACUUGUAUGCUACUGAGCACCAUCUUAACUAUGAAAGUUUUUGUUUUUCUCAAAAAUUCUGUUUUACAAAGGCCAGAUACUAGACUUAGGUAACUGGUUUUCUAAGUUCAUGUUUCAUCAGUUCAUUUAGGGAUUUAUUAAAUAAUUUCUUUGUGUGUGCUUUGGGAAAAGAAAUAGAAAGAUUACAGGGACUUGGGUGCUCUUAAUGCACCUGGGAUAAAUGCAAGUUUUUAGUCUGCUUGCCAUCUGGUUCUUUUGUUUAUUCAUCAGCUGAACUAAAAAUCCCUGUGUGUCUCAGUACUUAGUUUACUAUGUAAAACAAUGCAGAACACACUCUAUACAGACAACACUGACGAUUUAUGUGCCCUCAUGUACUGGCUGAUAAUGGUCCUGGGGAAACAACUUAUCUUUUUACCAUGUAUAAUAAUAAGGCAAUCAUGAAACAGUCAUCUUAAGGAUAAAAUUGUACUUUUGCUUAUGAAAUGGCUUUUUUUUUCCCCUAUAUAAAUUGAUGCCAUAAAAGGUGUAAAUGCUUCAUUGCUGUAAUAAAAGCAGUUAUUUUAUCCUGCAUAUUUAGCACCAGUUGCUUUCAAACUGUGAAAUACUGCAAGAAAACAGAGAUAAAAGAGCAAAACUACUCAAAAGAGCAAAUAUAAUGAUAAGGAUAUCAUCAUGUUACAGCUUUACACACAGAAGGCAGCUACACGUGUGUUUUAAGAGCAGAUUGCUGUGGUGGCUGCAAAACAGAAAAUGGAAAGGAUCCAUAUUUAUUCUAGUAGCUUUCAAAGUUGUGUCAGGUAUUUCAGAGAAUGAAAGAGCAUGUAGGGUCCUUCCUAAAGCAUUCAGCUGUGGAAAAUGGAAUAAGAAGAGUAGACCAGUAGGUGAUUUUCCAGCUCCAGAGCACAGACACUGUCAGUGCCCAGCAUGCUUUGUUAUAGAGGGGAGGAGAGGGUAAAACUGGAAAGGAAAUUAGGGGGGGAAUGUGGAGGACAUUUAUAUUUUUUUUAUGGUAGAAAGGAAAUCUAGAGGCUUUCAGAUUAAGUCUUUCCUGUGAAUUAGCAACUUGGUUAGGAGGCUUUUUUUUUUUUUUUUUAAUUGAUGAAAGAAGAAAUUAUCUUUGGGCAAAGGCAGCCUGUAUUUGAACAGCACAGUUCCUGGGGUGUGUUCCACCCCUGGUGAAGUGAGAGAAGCUCCUGGUGACCCUGUAAGCAGCAGGUGCCCAGAAUGUGAGCUAGAUAUUAUUAAUGAAACUGUGGAGAGGACAGAAUAUGGCAAGAAAACAGAGAGGCUGAGAGCAGUGGCAUAAUGCAAAGAGCUGGUGAAACAUGACAUUUGAGAUAUGUGUGCUCAUUCCUGGAAAAACUGAAUGUGUUUGGAGCAGCCAGCAAGAAAAAAGACCUCGGCAGUGCCCUUUUGGAUAGAGGGAAAUGAUCUGGAUACUUCCAGGGGAUUGUCCCCCUCUCUUGAGACCCCAAGGGAACUUCUUCUCUGGCAAUGGAUUAGUUUAUUGGACUAGGAGGCUGCUGCAGAAUGUAUCAUGUCUUUAACCCAACUACUCAUCUUUGUUUGUUACACUUACAGUUAUUUGUAGAGAGAAAUAAUGUUUAACAGCCCUGCCCUGUGCAGCGUCAGUGCAGUGUCCUCAUGAGAUCCACCAAAAUACCUGAACAGAAUCCUUGCCAGUCAUGAUUCGAUGGGUUUCUUCUGGGGUUUUUGCUUCUAUGUCAGAAAAUUACUUUUAAAUGCCAGCCUUCUGCUUUUCUGAGUCACUCUGCCACUUGGGAGUGAUUCUGCAAGAAAUAGAUAUGUACAGUAGUGAGAUAAUUGAAGACCAGAUUCAAGUAUGACAUUUUAAAUGGUAAUUCUGCUGGUGAAGAAAGAAAUGCUGCUGGUAUUGAAAAGACAAAAUGUCAACACAAUUAAAAACAAAACCCAAACCACAUAAUUAAGCAAGGAAAACAUUCAGAAACAAAAUAUGUUUCUGAUAAUUUUCUUCUUAGGAUAAGAACACUUCAGAAGGGAAGAGUAGGAUGUGAGGGUUUGCAGUCUACUCAUAUGGAAAUGUUUUAUUGACUCAUAUGAGUAGGUUGUCAUCAAAACUGUAUCUGUGCUUCAGAAAAGGAUGUGUGACAAUCACCAAUUUAAAAAGGAAAAACCUUCUCCCAAUGUGGACUUUCAGAAGUGGCAGAAUUUUCUCAGGGUUUCAUCUGUUCAGUCAGCAAGAGUAUUCCAGCACAGCUCUGGAAACCAGGGACACUGGUUGUGGAAACCUGCUUGGAUCUUGGAAGUUUUUUGUUUAGAAAGAAGUUCUGUCAAGUAUAUGCAUUUUCAUUUCAGGCAGAUUUGUUAGAAGGAAAAGAAUAGUGUAAGAGUGUGUAAACUAUCUUAGCCACAUUAAAUAAUCUGGCUUGGAAAAACAUGAGACCUUAUUUAUAUUAAUGCCCCUUAUUUAUAUUAAUUUUCUCUGAGUUGAUACUGAAAACAAUCUUGAAGUAUCUAUAAAAACUUACUGAUUCUUUUAUUCUUUAUUCUCAUUCCAUCUUCUGUUGCCUUUUCUCUGAAUUUCUAGUCUACAGACCUUGGUAGCAAGGGCCCCUCAAGGGUGAAUGUAGGGUUUCAGGAAUAUUGUGCCAGUUGCUUUAUGAUGAUCCUUCACCAUACUUUGUCAGCUUAUACUUUCUGAAGUGCAAUUAUUGCAUGUGAAAUCACAAGUCUUAAAUUGUUCUGAAUAAGACAGACUUAAUUAAUUCUAUGUAGAGCAUCUGCAAACUGAGUUAAAGCUCAGAAUGUUCAGACAUUUCAAAACACAGCUGCCCUAAGAAUCAGAUUGCUGUAAGAAUGCAAAGAUUAUGAGAGAGAGAAAUACAAAUUAAUAUUUUAUAAGACAAUGUGAAGUUUAAUAAUCGAUUUAAUAAAACCCACAAUAAAACAACACACCUUUUUUCUUCAAUUAAACAAAUGUAUAGUAAAUUAUUAAAAAACUGCAAAUACAAUACAUGUCUACGGUACUUCAACAUCUAAUUACAUCAACUGUAAACCCCAAUUUAAUUAAAACCCAUUUGAGCAUUAGUAUGUGCAAAAUACCUGUUGUUUGUGGGUUUUGCCAGUAAAUUUGAAAGGAUGGGAUGCACAUUUUUCAUGAACUGUGAUAUGCCUUAAUUAAUGAUAGUGUUUGUAUUGCAGCAUUACCUUCCCAAGCACAGUGCUGCUUUUCAGCUGCACACGCUCCCAUGCUGUACAUCAGUGUUCCUGUUUCUUGCCCAGAUACAAACACAAUCCGCUGUUAUGUGCAUUCUGUCCAGAUUCCUAAUGUGCUGUCAGCUUUCAUCAAUAAAAAUUCAUCAUGUGAUCCCUACCUCCAAAAA